This is a messenger RNA of Rhinocladiella mackenziei CBS 650.93, 2013 nucleotides long. RefSeq lists its product as uncharacterized. The transcript has a single exon. The record is from RefSeq and is a predicted model, not a curated record. NCBI's taxonomy places the organism in Eukaryota, Fungi, Ascomycota, Eurotiomycetes, Chaetothyriales, Herpotrichiellaceae. The coding region runs from base 1 to 2013 and encodes 670 amino acids. Gene Ontology annotation, molecular function: protein binding.
AUGACCCUAUACUCCAAGGAUGGCGAGACGGCAACACAAGUCAACUUCCCUGGAUUAAAGGAGACCCGGGAAAAAGGAAAAACCAUGCUGAUGAUUGCCCUUGUCCGCGGAUUGGUGAAGGGUUCACCUCAAAAUCCUCGUACCGUUGCAUGUUUCUUUUGUCAAAAUACUGAUCCAAGGCGCAACACAGCCGCUUCCAUUUUACGUGGUCUGAUCUGGAUGCUUGCUAUGGGAAGCGCUCAGCUGGCCAGCAUAUUCCACGCCAUGUACCAGUCCAAAUCAAAUCAGCUCAAUGGUCCAAACGCCAUAUACGCUCUGUUCUCGACGCUGUCAGCAAUGCUAGCGGAUUGUUCUAGAGCAUUCAUUCUUAUUGACGCAUUGAACGAAUGCAGUUCGGGAACGGAACGGGAGCAACUCCUUGAUCUCAUCGUGGCACAUGCGAAAUCCUCAAAGACUAAAUGGCUCCUAUCUAGUCGCCACGACGCCAACAUUAAGCAGAUCUUAAUGCACGAAGGUCAGAUGCUGAGUUUGGAAUUGAAUGAACGGCACAUCUCCAAAGCAGUCCGAGCUUUUAUUGAACAAAAAACUAGCGAGCUUGCCAAGAGAAAUUCAUACAGCUUAGAGCUCACGGAGAAGGUCAAGAAAGAGUUGAUCGCGAAGCCAGACUCGACUGUCCUUUGGGCAGCCUUGGCUUGUAAGAGGCUUCUUAAGGUCCCUCCGCGGAGAGCACUCUCUACGCUGCAGAGUAUACCCCCCGACCUACGAGACCUCUGUGCACAGAUGCUGGACCAAGUAUUUCAAAUUAAUGAUGAAGAGGACCGACACCAUUGUUUGAGGAUCCUUCGUUCGGUGUCGCUGACAUUUCGACCUUUAUCGAUGGAAGAGCUGAUCACCACAACAGGACUUCCGCUAGAGCUUCUGGACAGUGGCCUUUCGAAUCUAAUUGAGUUUUGCGGUUCCUUUAUUACCGUUCGUAAAGGCAUUAUUUACUUUGUUCAUCAAUCUGCGAGAGACUACCUGCUUAGUGACGGCGCUGAGGGGCUCUUUCCUACUGGUUUUCAAGAAGAGCAUGGCAUAAUCGUGGAUCGUUCAUUGGAUGCUAUGUCAAAGACUCUGAGAAAGGAUCUGUGCAUUCUCAGGUACGCUGGCGCAUCCCGACGUUCAGCUUCAAUCGACAAUCGCCUGAGAGCGAUUGGCUAUGUCCGCUCCUUUUGGGUCGCUCAUCUCAUGCAAUAUCUCGGCGAUAUUUCCAUCGAUGGCCCAAAAUAUCAAGAUUAUUUUUUAGAUCAAGGCCGAGUUCACAAAUUUCUACUGAAACAUCUCCAUUGGUUCGAGGCCCUCGGCCUUAUCGGCGAGAUCGAUAAAGGAAUUAUGGGACUGUACAGCUUGGAAAAGAAACUGGCUGAGUUGCCGUUCGAGAAUGUUCUCCACCAUAAAAGGUUCGUACACGACGCUAUGCGAGCCUUUCGUCAAUGCCGAGCAGCUGUUGAAAAGGCACCACUUCAGGUGUAUUACUCUGCUUUAAUAUUCUCUCCAGAAAAAAGCCUUGUUCGACAAACUUUUAAGCAGGAAUUAGGCCAAUGGGUUUCUUCAUUCCCGAGACUAUCAGAUAACUGGGGUCCCUGCCUACAGACGCUCGAGAGCCAUGGCGGUGAGAUCAUUUCGGUGGCGUUCUCUCCCGACGGACAGCUGCUGGCCUCGAGCUCUGAUGACGGUAGCGUAUGGCUCUGGGAUGCAUGGACAGGGAAGUGCCUCCAAAAGCUCGAGGGCCACAGAGGCUCUGUAAAUUCAGUGACAUUCCUAACGGGCAGCACCUGGCCUCGGGCUCUCAUGACGGGGGUGUGUCUCCUGACGCUGGAUGGCCAUAGAGACUGGGUUAGUUCAGUGACGUUCUCUCCCGACGGGCAGCAACUGGCCUCGGGCUCUCACGGCCCGCACCGUGCGGCUCUGGGAUGCCAUGACGGGGGUGUGCCUCCAGACGCUCGAGGGCCAUGGAGGCCCAGUCUCUUUUAG